This is a messenger RNA of Neocloeon triangulifer, 3045 nucleotides long. RefSeq names its product polyhomeotic-like protein 1. Gene Ontology annotation, cellular component: nucleus; PRC1 complex. The record is from RefSeq and is a predicted model, not a curated record. Gene Ontology annotation, molecular function: protein binding; zinc ion binding. Lineage: Eukaryota; Metazoa; Arthropoda; Insecta; Ephemeroptera; Baetidae. The transcript is spliced from 13 exons. The coding region runs from base 279 to 2531 and encodes 750 amino acids.
GCGGCGGCCGCUCCAGCAUCCCCCUCGGCGGCACAUCCGCCCCCUUGUGCGGGGGUGAGCGAGAAAGCAGACUCUAAUGGGAUAUCAGUCGGCGGCGUCUCUGCCGCAAAGACGAGCCCGCCGCGCCUAGGUCGCCUCGAUUGUGUAGGUGGACGGGAAUGGACAACUGAUCGUUGGAAACCUGCAGCGUUUGACAAUCGGCCGCCGCGUCUUUGGCAGAGAUUAAUUUUAAGACAACAGCCCUUAAUUCAGAAGAGAUAGAGAAGCCAGAAAUUGAGAUGAACUGUGCAGAAAUGCAGAAAUCUGAGGGUCAACAGCAGGCGGAGAUGAUGGCGAUGCAGCAGCAGCAGCAACAACAGCAGUCGGUUGUCACAACCACAGGGUGCGUCGUAAACCAACCUCAAAUGCAAUCCUUCCAAACCCUUCAGAUUCAGCACCAGCCACCCCCUUCAUCCACCCCAAUGCCAAGUCCGUCGCCCGUGGCCAUGCAAAUGAUGCCACCCCAGCAACCGCAGAUGCAGCAGUUUGCAACUGCCGAGUGGCAGGGGCAGAGGAUCCAGUUGGUCCCGCAGCAGCAAGGGCCUAUGUAUGUGCAGCAGGUUUACAACGCGCAGAAUGGACAGCAGUAUUUGAUUCCGGCAAACAACAUGAUUCAUCACCCAGGACAACCCCUCCAAGUGAUUACAACUGGAAAACCGACGUUCCAGCCAGGGCCUAUGACUCCCCAGUUGAUAACGCCACAGGGCAAGGCAACGAUGGUCCAAGCCACGACCCAAGGUGGAGCGACCCAGUGCUACAUUCCAGCACAACAAGCUUCUGGCAACCCCAACCAGACCCUGCUCAUAAGUCACAUGCCCGCAAACCAGCAAGGCACGGCCGUAAUGCCGCAACCCUCGCCAACAGCCAAACAACAGGACCAACAGAAGGGGAAGGUCAUCCAGGCCCAGGCAAAGCCCAUGCAGCAGCAGCAAAACAUGAUCGUCCAGCAGCAGCCCCAGCAGAUUGUCACCCAAGGAAUUCCGAAUCAGCACAUUAUCAAUCCAAUGCAGUGGCCGACCUUUCCGAGUCAGGGAACGGUUUGGGCGCAACCGGCCGGAAGCAUGCCGAUGAACACGGGCAUCAGCACAACCUCGAGUCCAAUUUUUAUACGGAGCACCCAGCCAGACGGGACGCACGUCUUCAUCCAGAGCAACGCUGUGCAGCAGCAAAUGCAGCAGCAACAAAUGACCACACAGGCGCAAAUUCCUCAGCAGCAACAGCAAAUGAAGCCGGUUGCCGUGAAGCCACCCGAGACUGUGACCACUCAGCCGAACAUCCAGCCAAAGGUCACCACACAGAAAACUCUCACAAUCAGACCCUCUACUGUACAGCAGCCCAUCCAACCGGCAAGUUCGGCUGCAACUCAAACAUCAGUUUCGCUUGCAACAGCCAAACCAGUGUUUUCCUUUCAGCAACCAAAAGUCAAAGUUCGGCCAGGUCGUCCGAUUGGAAAUAAAAUUGCCGACAGCCAAACAAAGCAAAUCUCCCCUCAACCACAACUGCAGCAGCAAAUGACCCAAACUGGGCAGCAGCUCAUGGUGAACAAGGUCCUCUUGCCGAAUAACAGCCAGCCAAUGCAGAUUGUGAGCACCGAGGCGCCCAGAGUGGCCACCAAUCAGACGGCGCCCUUGAUGUCGAAACUGCUGUCGGUGCCACAACCAAUCCAGUUCCUUCCACAGACCAUCACCAUGUCCCAGCCGCAGAAGGAGAAGGCGGUGCUGCCACCGAUGAUGGCGCCGGUCGUGCCCAUGCCACCCGUGGUGCAGACCCCUGUUCUCCAGCAAGGGGAGCAAACUGCCAAGGAGCAGAGCAACCAAACUGCAGCUGAAGACUCUGGCAAGGAUGACUUGGAGACGGCGACCACUCCUGAAACGAUGGAUGAGGAUGAGGAGGACUUGGCCACGGACGACAAGAGCAAGGAAAAACUGAAAGCGCUUGUAAAGCCUCAGGUCCUUACUCAUGUCAUCGAAGGAUUUGUCAUCCAAGAAGCUGGAGAGCCAUUCCCGACAACCACUACUCCAGAGGAAAUGGCCACUUGCGAGUAUUGCAAAAAGACGGACGUCCGCUCUAAAUUCAAGAAGUCCAAAAGAUUCUGCAGCUCAUCCUGCGCCAAAAGUCACAAGAGGCAAAAGGAGGAUAAAGUUGGAGGGAAAAAAGCUCGAUCAGCAGCUUCCGAAUCUUCAGGUGAGGAGUUGGUCAUUGACGAAACAACGACCUCCUCGGCAAACCCUGGUAGCACACCUUCGCCUCCAGCUGCACCAAAUGUUAACCCUCAAGAAUGGACAGUCAAGGAAGUUUGUGACUUCAUCCAGGUCCUUCCUGGGUGUGCCGAGUACGUGGAAGACUUUUCCAUGCAAGAGAUUGACGGACAGGCCCUGCUGCUAUUGCGAGCUGAUCAUCUAAUGAGUGCCAUGGGCAUGAAAUUAGGACCGGCACUCAAGAUUUGUGCAAAGAUACAACAGCUGAAAAAUGGAAUUGUCGACACCAGCUAAAUGUACGAUUUGUUUAAAUUGAGAAAGUUUAGGAAAGAAACGGUUAAUAUCUGGUCAUGGACAAUAAUUGGCGAAAUGCACAAAUUAAGAAAUACGUUCAACUUGUAAAUUAUUAUUUGAUUCAUGAAGUUAUUUUUGAUUAUAUAUGAAUAUGGAUUGUUAAUGAUUUUUAUUGUGGUUGUCAAAGUUUCAUGUAAUGAUUGUUUUUUGUUUUAUAUUAUAGAUAUUGAUUUUAUACUGAGAUAAUUGUCAUAUUUAUUUGUUCGAAACAUCUAUCAAAGCAUUUAAAAAUAUGCUGAUAUUUCUCACUGCCAGAAAACAGCCAUAAUCAAUGUACAAAUUUUGCAUUUUGAGAUUACUAAAAUUACGUAAUUUGUAGAAUAGCAAUUGAGCGUGACAGAUUUUUACAGGUCUCAGUGUUGUUUAACUUUUGUAAUGUGAUACUUGUUCCAAGCUAGAAUUUUUUGUACUUUCGUAAAUACGAAUAGUGGAAAUAAACUCUCGUAUGUAUGCU